UUAGCCAACUGCAACAGUAUGGCUACAAAAAUGGAUAUUACAGCUACUAGGAGAGUGUUUCUUUUAGACAUCAGUCAUAUGAAGUUAGUAAGAGAUGUUUUGAAGAAAAGUCACUUUAUUAAUGCUAACUGGUUUGAUCUUGGAGAGGAGUUAAACCUACCUUAUCCUCAAUUGAAGAAUAUUGAAGAUACUUAUGUGAAUAAUCCAUCACGUUGCUUGAGGGAGUGUUUAAACUUGUGGUUGACUUCAGCUAAUAAUCGUACUUGGGAAUCAUUAGCUAGUGCACUUGAGAGAAUGAAUCAAUGCACAGCUGCUAGACACAUCCGCAAAAUUACUACUAAUACUGUACCAUCAGGUGGCAUUCAUAUUUGUAAAACCCGACCACUGGUUUUUCUUAUUUCUAUUAUUUUUUUAUUUUUAUCUUUUGUUAUUAAUUAUUUUUAUUGCUUUUCUACUCUAGUAUAUUUAUGUUUAUUUUUCAUCUUAUUAUCAUUAUCAUUAUUAUAUUGUAUCAUUUGCUCUACUAAUAGAAGGCAAUCGAGCUCAUCUAUUGCUCCAGUAUCAAUAGCUGGUGGUGAGUUCUUUUUCAAUGCAGCACAUAAGCCUAUUUUUAAUGAAGUCAGAGGAAGUUUUAUAAUUCUUUGUGAUGAGCUGGUUCCAUUGAUAUCUCAAUCAAAAGCAACAGUUACCGAAGUAAAGUCAUUUCUACUAAAAUCCUUCCCAGAACUAAGUGCUGAGCUGUCUAAUGCUGAUAGUAUUGAAGACAUUAUGAAUGUUGUGGUACAGAAAUGCUGCAUCAAUGAUAUUUCAAUAAUAAAAACAAUUGUAAAGAAGUUUCAAAUCACUGAAGCAAAACCACUGAUAUCAGAAUAUGAGAAAGAAGUGAAGACAGUUUGUGGAUCAUUGAAGGAUUUCCUUAGUCUGAAUCAACCUGAGUAUUUCAACCAUUCUGAAACAAUUCAGUUUACUUUGGGAUGGCAACCAGAGGAGCACUCACUUGAUGACAUACGUAAUCUCUUAGAGGAAGCAUUUAAAGAAUUAAACAAGAGGAUUAUCAUACGAAGCAUUCAUCGUGGGAACUCCAUCAUUAUCAUCUGUUAUGCUCCACAUCAUUUACUAGCUGCUCUUCUCUUGGAAGCACAACACAACCUAACUGUCUUGAUGAAGGAAUUCAGUUUAAUUAGACUAACCAUUGGCCACUACACUGUCUAUGAUAAAAGGAUCAGAUACAAAGUAAUGAAUAAUGAGUGUCUUGCAGAGGAGAUUAAACUAGCUGAUGGAAAGGAACAAGAACUGAGGACUUUAUUUGAUUACAAAGAAGGUGUGAUAGUUGAUCUAUUACUCAAUUACUGAUGUUACCUGUACUAAUGGUAUAGGAUC
This is a messenger RNA of Amphimedon queenslandica, 1380 nucleotides long. RefSeq lists its product as uncharacterized. Gene Ontology annotation, molecular function: protein binding. The record is from RefSeq and is a predicted model, not a curated record. Lineage: Eukaryota; Metazoa; Porifera; Demospongiae; Haplosclerida; Niphatidae. The coding region runs from base 19 to 1353 and encodes 444 amino acids. Gene Ontology annotation, biological process: signal transduction. The transcript has 5 exons.